CAAAAUCCACCCGCCCGCUGCCGGCUCACGAGUCACGGGCGAACCGAAUUGCAGGCUCAGUGCGCGAGCAAGCGUGAUACGGAAUGAACGUGUGGUGCGUUUUGCGCGGACGUUGACACUGCGAUUCAUUUUUAACUUGCGACUUAUGCAGCCAGAAUUAUAGACGUUUUGGAGUAUAAAGUUGGACAAAUAAAAAGUUUUUAUUGUCUGAAGUUUACUUCGAUGCAGUUCGCGCAGAGUUUUGACCAAUAUUUGUGAAUUUCCGUAUAGACGCGAAAAAAGUGAAGACAUUUCGAAACAAAGGACUGUUUUGUACAUUUUCGCAUUAAUUGCGAAAUUGUGUUCAAAAAAUUAAAAACUGGCUCAAUUGUGAAUAUUAAAAAAAACAUCGCCCUCAGCCAACUAGUUCGGAGUCAAUCUGUGGUCACCGAACGAAAAAACAAAAACGCGUCGAUUUAAUAACAUUUAAUACACCAGUAGUAUUUACAACGGUUUUCUAAAAAUUCUUGUAUCGUGAACUCUUCAAACUUGCUCAAAUUAUAGUGAGUCUGCCUUAAAAUCGUGCAUAAGUGAAUUAAUUGCACGUUAAAUAACAUAAAACAAGCACUAAAAACCUGGAUCGUAACUAGUGUCGAGUUGAUUCUACAUAAUGUCUACUGCCAUAAUGCAUCAGUCUGCGCUGUACGACUUUGGUGAUCUGUUCUUGAAGGUGAGCCCCGACUAUAUGGUUGAUGAUGGAGUAUUGAACUCUAACCAAACUCGCCCAGUGCAGACGAUGAACGCUACACUAAGCAGCGCGCUCGGUCCCGUUGGCACCAACAACGCUUCUACCGUCGGUUGGGAACAGCAUCCUGUCCUUGCACGAGCUACGUCCGUUCCAGCACAACGCGCUCUUGCUGGUUUGUUAAACAGUCUUGGUCAUCGACGCCUUGAACGUACUACAAGUGACCCAGCUCCCCCGCCACCUGCUACUAGCAGAUACAAGACGGAACUUUGUCGACCAUUUGAAGAAGCAGGUGUUUGCAAAUAUGGUGAUAAAUGCCAGUUCGCUCAUGGAGUGCGUGAACUUCGUAACCUUCAGCGACACCCUAAAUACAAGACGGAGCUUUGCCGUACGUUCCACUCUGUAGGAUUUUGUCCAUACGGACCUCGGUGCCACUUCGUCCACAAUGCUGAAGAAGCGAGACGCCGUGAGCCAACAUCUCCUGGUGGAUCUCUUGCAUCAUUGUCCUCCGGAGGCUCGCUCGCGUCAUACAUGAGCGAUGGUUCCCGCUCUCCUAGAUCGCCGCACUCGCCGCUAACUCCACAGUCUCCAUUGGCACCGCACUCGCCGCCAGCAAUGUCGCCGCCCGCACACGCCACGUCCUUUGCUUUUCGUCGUGCGCACUCUCCUGAUCCAGAAGAGGAACGGCUGCCUGUGUUCAACCGCCUCUCUUCCGCUUUUGGCGAUAUCGUGAUUGCUUAAAUUUGAGCGGUUACCUAGUCCUAAGUUAACAAACCGAGCGUAGCGUAUAAGGAUCGUCCGUCAACUUAGUGCCUAUUCGACGUCUUCCAGACCGCGCCCGAGCGCCGUCCCGCUCGUCGCGCUUCGCGUCCACACCCGCUCAACGAAUGAUCUCCAGUUUAUCGACGCUCUUACUACUUCGCCCUGUAAUAUUGUAAAGCUAAUGAAGUGUUCACUGGCGUCUCGAAAGUUUGCGGUGUGAAUAUAUUAGAUAUACAUCAUUUUUAAUUAUCGGCACGCACUUGUAAAUGGCACCUUAUAUUAUUAGAUAUUUAUUAUGUAGCUCGCGGAAGUCUUCCCGAUGCGAUUCUCCGCCGAGCGGUGGUCUUUGUAAAGUUAGCUUAUAGUAACAUUUUAUUUAUUUCGUACUGCCUAUCCGCGCUCGGUACCGUACCGCGAGAAGGCGCUCGUGAUCUAUGUUUAAGGAUAUAAGAUAAUAAUUUAUUAUUUAUUUCGAGUCUCUUUAACUUUAAUUAUUAUUAUUUUGUAGCUAGCAGUUGCGAUGCCACACCGCAUACGGACGAGGUACGCGUCGACGGGACGUGGCUCGUUAUAUAGACCUCAGCUCGACUGAUUCGGCAGUUAACACUUCGUCCUAACGAUUGUCUUAGACUAAACAGAAUCAGUCGACGCCGAAUGGAAUUCGAGAGAAAGAUGGGCUUAAAUCAUGCAAUUCAAUUUUAUUACUUUUGAAAUUCGAUCAAUUAUACCCUAUGGCAUGCUAUCUUGACAAUCUUGAGCUAAGCAACACCGUUAAUCAUAUCAAUAAUCUGCAGCUCAUUUGGGAAGUAUCGGAACGUUCCUGCGGCGCGCCGCCUCAAGCGGCUCGCCUGCGAGAAUUUUUCCUUUUUGCGCCGAGCGAGCGAGCAGCGAGCCUAAACCUGUUUGAGACUUUUGGUGAUUGUUUUUUUCGUCCUCGCAACCGCACUCGACUCCCUCUCGCUCCAGCGCUCAAAGACAUCGCGCUCGAACGCAUGCAAAAAAUGACAGGUAUCCAAGUUUAAGCCCGUCGAUCUCCCGAGAAUCCAUAUACCAAUAUACCUGUAUUGUAUAAAGAUAUAGUGACGACAAUAGUAUAUAAAGCAUGUUGAUAGAGGUGGAUGCGUUGCGGAGCGGCUCUCUCCCCUCGCGCUUCCACGCCGCGCCCGCGCACCCCCUCCGAUAAGUGCCUUUUACUUUAUAACAAAAUAAAUCGAUUAUAAUAUUUAAUUUUUAGUUGAUCGAGAUAGAUUGAUUUUUAUUUAUUGUCUCCUUUUGAAUGUAAUAUUCAAAUAGGCACGGUUAUUACUUUUGUACUUUGACAGAACUAAGUGAUUAGUUUCGAUGUAGAAUAGUUUUUUCUUUGAAUUUAAAGUGUGAUAUUUUAUAAUAUUUAUAUAACAAAGUUUAAUGUUUUAAUUAAGGGACCAAUUAAGUGAUUAGGAGAAAUUCUGAAAGAAGAUACGCUUUCGAAUACCAAGAAAUUGUAUCCUCGUGCCUCGAGUUCAUAUUUUUAUACAUGUUAGAUCUACGUUUUUGUACUGCAUUAAUAAAAACACCUUUGAUCCGUUGCUUUUCUUUAAUUUGUCAAUUAGUACCGAGGUUGGUAGUGUUAUUGUGUUGUUAUUGUCAAGUAUUUAGUUUCAGUUUUUCUCAAUCUCAUGGCGAGUUGCAUGGAAUCAACGUGCAAACAGAAUGAUAAUAAUUUUGUACCUAAUGUUAAGGAUUAGAUUUAGGCGUUUUUCAUAAAGUUUCGCGAAUAUUAUUUAUUAUCAGUUCAUUACGAAUUAUAAACCAUUAAAGCUGAUUUAUUUAAUUUCUUUUGUAUUUAAACAAUCAUUUAAAUACUACGAUUACUUGUAACUUAAUGUUUAGUAAUAUAUCAUCAGUCAUUUAAUAUAACAGGCAUUAGUUUAGAUACUCUAGUACCUAUGUCAGUUGUAAUUAAGUAUUUAAUUUUUUUUUUUAAUUUAAUCCAAUUGUAAGUUAAUCUUCCAAAAAAUUGACUACAUUAUUUCUGUUACGGACAAAAAAAUAAGGCUAAAGCUUGUCUAUGACAUUUUCUUGUAAGUUUUCCUUAUUUCCAACUGCAUUUUUAUUGAAUUAUAGUCAAAAUAUGUUAA
This is a messenger RNA of Nymphalis io (European peacock), 3606 nucleotides long. RefSeq names its product protein TIS11 (gene Tis11). Lineage: Eukaryota; Metazoa; Arthropoda; Insecta; Lepidoptera; Nymphalidae. Bases 650 to 1465 code for a protein of 271 amino acids. Gene Ontology annotation, molecular function: mRNA binding; metal ion binding. The transcript has 3 exons. The record is from RefSeq and is a predicted model, not a curated record.